GCCUGUGAGGCUGCGGCCCCGGCUUUCCGGAGUCCUAGGCUCGCCGCUGCUGCUCCCCGGGACGCUGCCGGGCGAGGAAGCCAUGAGUGCACACUCUGUGGGAGAGCGCGCUCGCCUCCGGCGCUACCCCAAACUCCCAGUGUGGGUCGUGGAGGAUCACCAGGAGGUUCUGCCCUACAUAUACCGGGCUAUUGGCUCAAAGCAUCUUCCUGCCAGUAAUAUAAGUUUUGUGCAUUUUGAUUCGCAUCCAGACCUCCUUAUUCCUGUGAAUAUGCCAGCUGACACUGUGUUUGACAAGGAAACACUUUUCGGAGAAUUAAGUAUUGAGAAUUGGAUUAUGCCUGCAGUUUAUGCUGGCCAUUUUUCCCAUAUUCUGUGGCUUCAUCCCACGUGGGCUCAGCAAAUCAGAGAGGGCAAACAUCACUUUUUAGUAGGCAGAGACACUUCUACCACAACAAUCAGGGUUACAAGUACAGAUCAUUACUUUCUAAGUGAUGGUCUUUAUGUAACUGAAGACCAGCUAGAGAACCAAAAACCUUUGCAAUUGGAUGUGAUUAUGGUAAAACCUUACAAACUCUGUAACAAACAAGAAGAAAAUGAUGCAGUGUCUUCUGCUAAGAAGCCAAAGCUAGCACUGGAAGAUGCAGAAAAUACUGCCUCUACUAACUGUGACUCUUAUUCAGAAGGACUGGAAAAGGACACAGUGACACAGCAGAGGAGCCAUACUUGUCUAGAGCAGUCAUAUCCAUGCUUUUCUGAAAGCCAAGAAUGCCAGACUACAGUCAGCACUGGGGAAAUUCUGGAAAUUCUGAAGAAAGGGGAUGCAUUUGUUUUAGAUAUUGACUUGGAUUUUUUUUCAGUCAAGAAUCCCUUCAAAGAAAUGUUCACUCAGGAAGAAUACAAAAUCUUACAAGAGCUAUACCAAUUUAAAAAGCCUGAUACCAACCUGACAGAGGAAGAUUUGGUAGAUUGUGUUGAUACUCGAAUUCACCAAUUAGAAGAUUUAGAAGCUGCUUUUGCUGAUUUGUGUGAUGGUGAUGAUGAAGAAACUGUACAGAAAUGGGCUUCAAACCCUGGAAUGGAAUCACUAAUUCCACUUGUACAGAGUUUGAAAAAACGGAUGGAAGUACCAGACUAUGAAAUGGUUCACCAGGCUGGUCUAACCUGUGAUUAUUCAGAACUUCCUCACCAUAUCAGUACAGAACAAGAAAUUGAGUAUCUUAUUCAGUCUGUAUAUUAUUUACUGAAAAAUUUACCAAAACCUACUCUUGUGACAAUUGCAAGGUCAAGUCUGGAUGAUUACUGUCCUUCUGAGCAAGUUGACACCAUUCAAGAGAAAGUCCUUAAUGUGCUGAACUCCCUGUAUGGGGCUGUAGACACUCACCUGGUAUAUUUAGCAGAGUGUUCUCCAUCUUGAAACAACAAAACACUAGGCUUCUAUAACAUCUUGAUGUAAUAACAGGGUUUUCAUUAACUUACUGUAAAUGAGUCUUCCAGAGAAAACUUAGUUUUUAUAUUAACUUUAUUAAAAUCUUUUAGGUAUUUUGAAUCUCAAACAGAUCUCAGCAGUUGUUGAAUGAUGACAAUUAUUUUCUGACAUCAGGUCUACCCUCCCUCUCCCCAAAUAAUUGUUGCUUAUUUUUCUUCCUUUCCAUCAUAGGCUUCCUCAUUUUGUGUGGGUUGUUUUCUCCCCUUAGAUCAGUUGGACUGUACAAAAUUCAUUUAUUCACUCAAUCAGCUGACCUUUAUUGAGCAUUUACAUCUGCCAAACAUAAUUAAGUGCCGGAUAUAUGGUAAUGAACAGGACAUACAAGCCCCCUGCCCUCUUAGGGGAUGGCUAGGAAACAAAUUAUGGAUUACAAGUAUCAUGAAGGAAUAACCACAAGCAUGCUUAGGCAUCCUCUUAGUACUCAGGGCAUCCUGGCAGGAUGAGAAAGUAACAUUCUCAAAAGCUACUACCAAAAAAAAUAAACAAACUUGCUAGCCCAUGAAAAUGUUGCCGGAAACCUACCUUUCCAAGACUGCCAGGGUUGUGGCGCGGCUGUUGGGCACACGCCCGUUAUUGGCGUGGAGGAGGUCUGCUUGAGUAGUCAACAAAACGAAAAUCCUCUUUGCGAAUCAGAAGAGCCCUUCAGGGCUUUUGGUGCCUCCAGACGAUCAGUAUUGGCAUCGACUGUCAUUAUAGUUCCCAGGUGCUGCUUUAUUGGCAGUCUGGGUUGGUAAUUUCUUCAAGUAAACCAGAUUUUAAUGUAAAGAGUAGAAAAAAAGAGAAAUCCUUAAUGCUGACCUACUGUAAAUACCCAAAGAUAUAACUGCCUUCCACCAGCCUCCCCAUGAGGAAGAGACCCUACCUGAGUCCCUCUGAAUCAUAGAACUUUUCAUUUGCUUAAUUUACCAAAGUCUUCCCCUCUUCAGUAUUCCCUAUGUUCAGCAAUUAUUUUUCACUACCUGAUUUUUUUUUUUU
Messenger RNA from Hyaena hyaena (striped hyena), 2464 nucleotides. RefSeq names its product chromosome unknown C5orf22 homolog (gene CUNH5orf22). Bases 83 to 1417 code for a protein of 444 amino acids. The transcript has 9 exons. The record is from RefSeq and is a predicted model, not a curated record. Lineage: Eukaryota; Metazoa; Chordata; Mammalia; Carnivora; Hyaenidae.